AUAUUUCUAGUCGUCUCCCUCCCUCAACUUCUCGGCAGAUCUGGCCACUCCCACGCGCCCAGUCUCCUAAACCCUACUCGCAUCCCCUCUCCUCUCGCCGCCGCGGCCAUGGCCGGGGGGCUCGCACCCUUGGCCACCCUCCUCCUCCUCCUCCUCCUCGUCGCCGCCCCCCUCGCCUCCGCCGUCCGCCCGGUCUCCGACGCGCACAGAUCCGCUGCCGCCGAGCUAUUCGCCGCUUCCGCUGACGGAUCCUUCGGCGAUUUGGAGACGACGUAUGAGGCGGUCAGGACGUUCCAGAUACUCGGGGUGGAGAAGGGCAAGAGCUUGACUGGUAAGGCGUGCGAGCUUGCCGCCGAGAAGCUGGCUCCCUCGUCGUCGUCGCCCGCGAAGGAUCUGUUCCACGCGGUCCGGAUCAGCGGCGUCGUCGGAUGCAGUGUCGACUCUAGCGUUUACGAUGAUGUUGCCACAAGGCUUAAGACAGUGAUCAAGGACACAAACUCGCUGCUGGAACUUUACUACUCUGUGGGAGGGUUGCUGAGCAUCAAGGAACAAGGUCACAAUGUUGCUUUAUCUGGUGCAGAUAGCACAUUUCAUGCAAUUAAGGCACUUAGCCAAAGCGACGGAAGGUGGCGUUAUGACACUAACAGUGCUGAGUCGAGCACAUUCGCUGCUGGUAUUGCACUAGAAGCGUUGGCUGGAGUUGUUUCACUGGCUGACGUGGAGGUUGACCCUUCCAUGAUAGCUGUGGUGAAAAAUGACAUUGUGAAGCUAUUCGAUACAAUCAAGAGCUAUGACGAUGGGACGUUCUACUUUGAUGAGAAGAAUGUUGAUGCUACCGAAUACAAGGGCCCAAUAACAACUGCUGCUUCAGUAGUUCGGGGUGUCACCUCUUUUGCAACUGUUGCUUCUGGGAAAUUGAAUAUCCCUGGUGAGAAAAUACUGGGUUUGGCGAAGUUCUUUCUUGGUAUAGGGCUCCCAGGUAGCGCAAAGGAUUGCUUUAACCAGAUUGAGUCGUUAUCAUUCCUGGAGAACAACAGGGUUUUUGUUCCUCUGGUUCUUUCGCUUCCGUCCAAAGUGUUUUCGCUGACCUCCAAGGACCAGCUCAAGGUGGAAGUCACUACAGUAUUUGGAUCUACUGCUCCUCCGCUAAGAGUGAAUCUCGUACAAGUACUGGGCUCUGACUCCAAGGUCGUCAUCGCUGAAACCAAGGAACUUCAGUUUGACCUUGACAACAAUGUUCAUUACCUAGACAUUGCUCCUCUUAAAAUAGAUGUUGGGAAGUACUCUCUUGUUUUUGAGAUUUCUCUUCAGGAGCCAGAACAUGAAACUAUUUAUGCUACUGGAGGGAGAAACACUGAGACCAUCUUUGUCACAGGAUUGAUCAAAGUGGACAAGGCAGAAAUCGGACUUUCUGACAAUGAUGCUGGGACUGUGGAGUCUGUUCAAAAGAUAGAUCUGCAGAAAGAUACAAGUGUCUCUCUUUCCGCCAACUAUCUGCAGAAGCUGCGGUUAUCUUUUCAACUAAGUACACCGCUUGGGAACACGUUUAAACCUCACCAGGUGUUCUUGAAGUUAAAGCAUGAAAGCAAGGUUGAGCAUUUAUUUGUAGUACCAGGCUCUGCAAGGCAGUUUAAAAUUGUUCUAGAUUUUCUUGGUUUGGUGGAGAAAUUGUACUACCUUUCUGGAAGAUAUGACCUGGAGCUUGCAGUUGGUGAUGCUGCAAUGGAGAACUCUUUUAUACAAGCCCUUGGUCAUCUUGAAUUGGACUUGCCUGAGGCCCCAGAAAAAGCCACCAAACCUCCAGCACAUGCUGUUGACCCGUUCUCAAAAUUUGGUCCAAAGGAGGAGAUAUCGCACAUUUUCCGUGCACCAGAGAAGAGACCACCCAAGGAACUCUCCCUUGCAUUUACGGGUCUCACGCUUUUGCCUUUUGUUGGGUUCUUGAUUGGGCUUAUGCGUCUGGGAGUAAACUUGAAGAACUUCCCGUCCUUGCCAGCACCAGCGGCAUUUGCUUCACUUUUCCAUGCUGGAAUUGGAGCAGUCCUGCUGCUCUACGCUCUCUUCUGGGUUAAGCUUGAUCUUUUCACAACUCUGAAGUACCUCAGCUUCAUUGGUGUUUUCCUUGUGUUUGUGGGCCAUAGGGCUCUAUCUUACCUGUCAUCCACGUCAACGAAACAGAAGACUGCUUGAGAGCGGUGCAACGAGGAUCCACAAUCACAAAUUUUCGAGCGUCACAAGUUGCUUAGGUUCUUUCUUUUGGUGCAUUCGCUUGAUAUUCUGACCAUUUUUCUUGAGCAACCGAGUUACGAGGGACAACCGGACAAGUCGAUUUCAGUUUUGUGGGGGGUUAAGAAUCCUGGAGCUAGAAAUGUAGGACCUCACCUUGUAUUAUGAUGCACUGAUAUGUUCUCAAUAGACGUAUGUUUGAUGAUAGAAUUAAUAAUACCUUAUUCCUAAUUGCAUUA
Molecule: messenger RNA, 2465 nt
Organism: Oryza brachyantha (malo sina)
Lineage: Eukaryota; Viridiplantae; Streptophyta; Magnoliopsida; Poales; Poaceae
Product: dolichyl-diphosphooligosaccharide--protein glycosyltransferase subunit 2
Exons: 19
Coding region: 109-2190 (693 amino acids)
Biological process (GO): protein N-linked glycosylation
Cellular component (GO): membrane; oligosaccharyltransferase complex
Source: RefSeq, a predicted model, not a curated record